AAAAAAACUUUGCUCCUCCUUCCUUAUCCCAGUACAAUAAUGUCAAAGAGAAACGGUCAAUUUGGAGGAGGAAAGAAGAAGAAGCAAAAGUCUUAUCACUGUGCUAAAGAAACAGAAAAGGCUGGAGCUGCUGCAAAGAGUAAGAGCAGUUUCAAUGUGAUGCCAGAUAUGGCAGGUGUGCUUGUCAUGUGCACACGUUCUAAAGAAAGUCGUGCUGUCAAGGAGGCUUUAGAUAUUUUGCAACGAUAUGGCGAUGAAUUAUAUCCUGUGGAAGAUGUCGAUGCCGACGUCAACGAAGACGACGAGGAGGAUGAUUUAGAGGCUUCAAUUGCAAAAGAAGUAGCCGCCCUCAAGAAGCCUAAAGGAAGAAAGCGAUUUGCUAAUAUCACCACAGGCACUGAUUGUGUCGUGUUUAUUCGUGCCACACCUCCUGUCGAACCUGUUAAAUUAGUUCACCACAUGUUGACAGAUUUAGAUAAAACCCAAACCAAAACCACUCGAUAUAUUUGCAGAUACCUCCCUGUUGAAAAGACAUGUCAAGCUCAUAUUGAAGAUAUCGAGAAUUCCGCCAAGCAAAUUUUUGCCCGCCAUUUCAGCCAAAAGGAUAGUCAAGGUGAACUUGUACCAAAAAGAUUUGCGGUUGCUUGUAGAGUGCGUAAUUGCACAAAGUUGACACGUAUGGAUGUCAUCAAUGCUUUAGCUGCUACUGUCGGACCUGGACAUAAAGUUGAUUUAAACGAUCCUGAAUUAACCAUCAUUGCCGAAGUUUGUCAGAAUAUUUGCAUGUUAUCAGUCGUUGAGGAUUUUAACAAGUUGAAAAAGUACAAUAUCGAGAGUAUUUUGGGUAUCAAUAACGCAGAUGCUUCUGAACAACCAAAAAAGCAAGUUAAAGAGGUGAAGGGAGAGGCUGAGGUUGAGGUUGAGACCAAGACUGAGGAGAAGGAGGAGGAAGUUACACAAGACGAGAACAAAGAGUAAUUUUUUUUUUAUGGGAUGACAAUAAAGUGACUGUACACAUAGAGAAUGCCAUAUUUGAA
This is a messenger RNA of Mucor mucedo, 1037 nucleotides long. RefSeq lists its product as uncharacterized. The record is from RefSeq and is a predicted model, not a curated record. Lineage: Eukaryota; Fungi; Mucoromycota; Mucoromycetes; Mucorales; Mucoraceae. The transcript is spliced from 6 exons. Gene Ontology annotation, molecular function: RNA binding. Gene Ontology annotation, biological process: tRNA modification. Bases 40 to 978 code for a protein of 312 amino acids.